CUAAAUUUUAUCGGCGUAGUCAUCUCAAGAAAAUUAGGUAUGAAGGUGCGUUUGCGUAAAAGUGAAUCGUGAAUCCAACUGACGAACCAACCGCUUUCUGGUUGUUCGAUUUGUUCUGUUUUUUCUCAGAACAUAACAUGACAUUGAAUCGUAUCGUAAACAACACCACGUGGAACUAGGCUCAAUGUUUGUUAGUAAAUUUACGUUCAAGUGAAGUGUCCAUCCAUAUGUGUUAUGUAAAAGUUUGGUUUACGACAUACGAGCGACCCACUGACACAACGCGAACCGCAAACAUUUAUGAUAGACUUUUCGAAGGUUGAAUUAAAAUUGAAGUGUUGUUUUGCAGUUUGUUUACAUGUUUAACGGGUUUGAUAACGGUUCAAGAUUAGUAUAUUGUGAUUAUUUAUUAUUCUAAAUGAAAAUGGACAGUUUAAAUGCAGAAACGGGGUCUACAGGAGCUGAGGAUAGCAGUGAAAGUGACGAAAUACAAGAAACGAAGAAAAUGAGCACAAGAGACAUUGGAAUACGGUUCGCGAAAAGAGCAGCCUUGUUCUUCCUGGGUUACGCCAUAUGUUACUUAAAUUUUUCGUUAAUAUUGCCAUUACUGACCAUUUGUACGUUAGUAUGGUUCGAGACGCAAGACAAAAAUAAAAUGAGGAAAAUUUCGAGCAAAUCAAAAGUCAGUUCGUUCAGGAAGAAAGAUUUGCUGAAAGUCGUGGACGAAUUACCAUCAUGGGUCACAUUUCCAGACCGAGAACGUGCAGAAUGGCUAAACGAAAUAAUAAUACAAAUCUGGCCCAGCAUUUGUCUGUACAUAGUCAAGCUAUGUAGAACGAAGUUACAAACUAAAAUUAAGAAAAAAUUUGACAGUUUCAGAUUCGAAGAAAUCGAUUUUGGAAAAUCGCCCCCCAAAAUAGACGGAGUUAAAGUUUAUAAUAGAAGCAUCACUAAGGAUUCUAUAAUUAUAGAUUUUGACGUUUAUUAUGAUGGUGACUGUGAUAUACAUUUUUCCAUGUCAGGAGCACAAAUAGGACGCAUAAAAGAUUUCCAAGUUGGUGCCGAGUUGAGACUAGUCCUCAAACCACUAAUGAUAAAAAUGCCUAUAAUCGGAGGAAUACAAAUUUUCUUUCUGAAUACGCCAGAUAUAAAUUUCGAAUUAGAUGGAAUUUCAGGAAUCCCCGGUUUUAGCUAUUUUAUUAGACAAAAAAUCGAAGAAAGGAUCACAAAGAAAUUGGUGUUCCCUAACAAGAUUACUAAAAGAUUUUCCAAAUCUGUUGAGGCUGCUGAACUAAAGGCAUUGGAACCUGCCGGUGUUUUGAGGGUACACGUUUUCGAAGCCAAGGACUUAGAAAGGAAGGAUGUCACUGGUAAAUCUGAUCCGUACGUGAUAUUAACAGUUGGCGCACAAGAAUGCAGAACUCCUGUCAUUAAGAGAGAACUGAAUCCAAAAUGGGAUUACUGGUGUGAGUUCGUUAUUUUGGAUCCACUGGGGCAGCACUUGCAUUUUAAAAUGUUUGACCAGGAUGAUUUAAACGAAGAUGAUUUUAUGGGAAGCGGCGUCAUCGAAAUACAUCAUGUAGUAAAAGAAGGUGAAAACGACAAAUGGUUUAAUUUGGAUAACGCCAAGCAUGGCAAAAUCCAUUUAAGAUUCUCAUGGCUGGGUCUGUCAGCUGAUAGGGAAGAUCUGAAUGCGGCAUCUGUAGAAACUAAAUUAUUAAAGGUAGCUGAUAUAAGUAUGGGGCUUCUUACCAUUUAUCUGGAUACAGCCCAAGACCUACAGAGGGUGAAAUCUAAAAAACCAGAUCCAUACGCGCUCCUCACGGUUGGUAAGAAGCAGCAAAAGAGCAAAGUGAAGAAACACACGUGCGAUCCAAUGUGGGAGCAAGGAUUCUCAAUAUUGGUUUCGAAUCCACAAACCGACACUCUAAAUCUUGCAAUAUUCGACAAGGGAAGCGAUACCAAAUUGGGGUUCCUCAAUUACGUCAUCCAAGAUUUGUUCACAGCACCUGAUUUACAAAUAAGCAAAGAAGAAUUCUCCGUCGGUAAUGGCAGCGGGAAAAUUGUACUUUCCCUUCAACUUAGAAUUUUAACAAAUGACCAAUUCGAAUUAGAUGAUAGUGAUACAGAAUCUGACAAUGAAACUGUAGGGACUUUAUCUAGAAACCAAUCUACGAGGUCGUCUUCAAAGAGGCACAGAACAGUUUCUGCCUCAAGUAACGCGAGUAACAGUAGUCCACCACCGAAAUCUCCCACUUCUCCCACAAAUCCCACAUUUGGAGAUUUAAUCGAAGAAGAACUGGCUAAGGAAUCGUCAGUCCUAUCCAAUAAUUCUCCAGUGAGGAGUUCUAGCUUUAGAGUAAAACACGAGCUGGGCCAAAUGGAAUUGACCCUUCAGUAUAGCGCCCCGAGGCAAAAGUUGAUCGUUACCGUCCACAAACUCAUAAACAUACCAUUGAAAGAUCCCAGCAACAUACCAGACCCCUACGUCAAAUUAAAAUUAACGGCUCCAGGGACCCAUCGAAUAAAAAACAAAACAAAAGUCAUUAUGGACAACUGCGAUCCCGUUUUUGAAGAAACUUUCGAAUACCUCAUCUCAAAUUCAGAUCUUCCGAACUACAAAUUGGUGUUGACUGUGAAGAGCAAGAAAGUCUUCAACUCCUACAUAGUGGGACAAGUGAUAUUAAACUUAAAGAACUUCCAACACCUAGAGGACGCGUACCGCGAUUGGUACGACCUGUCACAAGCCGAAGAUUCCGACUAGCAUUGCUUAAAGUGUAUUAUUUCUUAAGUGUACUUCUAAGAUUGCCUUAUUAUUUUUUUAUAUACUGGUGCCUAUUUACCCAAUUUUAGAUAAAAAAAUGUAUUUUAAAAAAUAUAAAGUUCUUGUUUAA
Messenger RNA from Psylliodes chrysocephalus, 2891 nucleotides. The record is from the annotation of a GenBank genome assembly. NCBI's taxonomy places the organism in Eukaryota, Metazoa, Arthropoda, Insecta, Coleoptera, Chrysomelidae.